This is a messenger RNA of Polychytrium aggregatum, 330 nucleotides long. RefSeq lists its product as uncharacterized. The coding region runs from base 1 to 330 and encodes 109 amino acids. The record is from RefSeq and is a predicted model, not a curated record. NCBI's taxonomy places the organism in Eukaryota, Fungi, Chytridiomycota, Chytridiomycetes, Polychytriales. The transcript has 4 exons.
AUGGAGGAGCUUGACAUUGAAUCGGGAACAGGCCAGCCGUUACAAGAGGCAAAGAAGAGCUCGGCGGCUUGGAAAAUCGCCAAGACGGUUGGAGCAACGGCCUUUUCUGGGAUGGAGUACGCUGGAGAAGUUCUGGCAAGCGUGCUUGGGAUCACUACGCCUCGAUACGCCUUGUAUUUAGAUGACGCUAUCGAGUACCAGAAAAUGAUCAAGGAGCAGCAGCAGUGCGACCUCGCUGAGCGCCAAGGUGCUCUGCUGCGGCAGGCUCUUGCAAACGCUCCGUUUCCGAGAGAACAUGAGGUCCUAGACAUUCCUCGCGCUGUUGAAUAG